GUGGCGCUAUACAGGAAGUACACGUGUGGUGUUUUGACGUUCAGUCAACUUCAAUAUUGUUUAGAUACUGUCUGUUACAGAAGAAUCAGCAAGGUUUUAAGACAAUCAAAAUGAGAAGGGCACAUAUAGGAGACAUGGGGUACCAGAACCAGGCCCAACUGGUGGAGGAAGAAAACCAGGUGUUGGAAGAUGCACUGUCAGGGAAAGUGAAGGCUCUGAAAUCUCUAAGUAUCGAUAUUGGAACAGAAGUGAGGACACAGAAUAUGCAGUUGAGAAACAUGGAUGAUGACUUUGACACUUCGGGAAACAUCCUCCAGGCAACGAUGGGACGACUGAAGGCGCUGACAAAAGCUGGACACUACAAAAUCUGGAUCUACAUGAUCUUGUUCUGUGUGUUUGUGUUUCUAGUUUGUUGGUUCAUUGUUAGAUUCAGGUGACCGAAAGUAACUUCUAUUUAUACUGACAACUACAAAAAUGCCAACUAGAAAGACAUUGAACUCAGAAUCAUAACAUUUUGCUCACUUCAGUUGAACCCUUCUUGCUGUUUUUAUUAUUUAGAUGUUUUAAUCUCCUUUGCAUUUUUUUGUCACAAAAAACUCUCUGAAUGCAACACAAAUAAUUGAUGCAAUAUCAUAAACAGGAAAAUGUAAACAGAAUUAUGAGGACUAAGAUAUUUUGUAAAUAAGUAAUUAUGAUACUUAUUGGAAUGGCAUUUAGUGUUGUUAAAAAAUAGUUACGUCUCUUCAUACAUAUGCUACUCAGAAGACGUUAAGGUUGAACAUGGUAUUACGGAUGAACCAAAAAAAUAUGA
Messenger RNA from Haliotis rubra (blacklip abalone), 811 nucleotides. Its product is annotated as BET1 homolog. Gene Ontology annotation, cellular component: SNARE complex; Golgi trans cisterna. The record is from RefSeq and is a predicted model, not a curated record. The transcript has 4 exons. NCBI's taxonomy places the organism in Eukaryota, Metazoa, Mollusca, Gastropoda, Lepetellida, Haliotidae. Gene Ontology annotation, molecular function: SNAP receptor activity. Gene Ontology annotation, biological process: vesicle fusion with Golgi apparatus; endoplasmic reticulum to Golgi vesicle-mediated transport. Bases 111 to 437 code for a protein of 108 amino acids.